Molecule: messenger RNA, 3488 nt
Organism: Patiria miniata (bat star)
Lineage: Eukaryota; Metazoa; Echinodermata; Asteroidea; Valvatida; Asterinidae
Product: nardilysin-like
Exons: 27
Coding region: 64-3345 (1093 amino acids)
Biological process (GO): proteolysis
Molecular function (GO): metalloendopeptidase activity; metal ion binding
Source: RefSeq, a predicted model, not a curated record
AGAAUACCUUGUUUGGGACUCAACAGUCUGCCACCGUUAAACUACCCCGAUUGGAAAACAAAGAUGGCUGCCAUCGUGAAGUCUCCGAAUGAUACACGUGAAUAUCGGGUGGUUACAUUGUCCAAUGGGUUGACUGCACUCCUGAUAUCUGAUUUGGCUAAACGGGGGCAAGGAGAUGAACAAAAUGGCGCAGCCGAAACAAACAGUGAAUGCAGGGCUUCUGACGACGAACGGUGUGAGAAUGAUGAGAUUGCAACAGAGGAAAUGGACGUUGGGUCCACCCCCGGGGACUGUACCAUUGGAUCAUCAGAGGUCCCUGAUGUGAACUCAGAUGCAUUGGAAGAUGGGUCCUUUCCAUUGUCCGAUGGGGGAGCAGAAGAGGAUGAGGAGGAGAUGAUGGAGGAGGAGGAAGAUUGUGAAGAUGAUGCUGAAGCUGAUGAAGACGCUGAAGCGAGAUCAGUGCGGAAGUCACAGUCCAAACAACCAAAGCUGGCAGCCGCAGCUCUAAGCAUUGGUAUCGGCAGCUUCUGUGAGCCAGAUGAUAUACCAGGACUGGCACACUUCCUUGAACAUAUGGUCUUCAUGGGAAGUGAGAAAUACCCAGAUGAGAAUUCUUUUGACGCCUUCAUCAGGACGCAUGGGGGUUCAGACAACGCCUCAACAGACUGCGAACGGACAACGUUCAUCUUUGAGGUUCACCAGCAGAGCUUCCGCGAGGGGCUGAUGCGCUUUGCCCAGUUCUUCACGGCACCCCUCCUAAAAGCCAGCAGCACGGACAGGGAGCUGGAGGCAGUAGACAGCGAAUUCCAGAUGAGUUUACCGAGUGACUACCAUCGCAAGCAGCAGCUGGUUGGGGCUAUGUGCAGAGAGGGUCACCCUAUGGGCAAGUUCAUGUGGGGUAAUUCCACCACCCUAAAGACACAGCCGUCUGCCAGAAAUAUCGAUGUCCAGCAGCGCUUAAUUGAGUUCAGAAAGCGAGUAUACUCAGCCCAGUAUAUGACUGUAGCUUUGCAAUCUAGAGAGACACUAGACACCUUAGAAGACUGGGUCCGAGAAUCUUUUUCAGACAUUCCAAAUAAUGGACAAAAGCGGCCAUCUUCUGAAUGUUGCGGUGAACCAUUUUCACAGGAGAAGUUGCACAAAUUGUACAAAGUUGUUCCUGUGCAGAAGGCCCACAUUCUGGAUAUCACAUGGUCAUUGGCCAAUCAGCGGCAACACUAUCGAUGUAAACCACUGAACUACCUGUCAUGGCUGAUCGGACACGAGGGACAUGGAAGCAUCCUAGCUCUGUUGAAAAAGAGGGCCCUUGCGCUGAGCCUCUUCAGCGGAAACUCAGACACUGGUUUUGAGCACAACGACACCCAUGCCAUGUAUGCCAUAUCCAUCACCUUGACUGACCAAGGCUUCAACCAAGUGAAGGAGGUGUUGGCCAUUGUUUUCCAGUACAUCAAAAUGCUGCAGACAAUAGGACCACAAGAAAGAAUAUUUCAAGAAAUCAAAACGAUUGAUGAUAAUGACUUCAGAUUCAAGGAGGAGACCGAACCCAUCGAGUAUGUGGAGAUGGUGGCAGAAAGCAUGCAGCUGUACCCUACAGAAGAAUGCCUCACAGGACCCUUGCUGCAGACAGAGUACAACCCACAGGCCAUUGCCCUGUGCACAGACCACCUGCAAGUCCACAAUGCUAAUUUCAUGCUGCUGUCCAAGCACUUUGAAGGCCAGUGCGACAGGAAGGAGCUGUGGUACCAGACCGACUACAGGGUGGAAGAUGUGCCUGAGGAAUGGAAAAACCUGAUUCAGAAUUUGGAAUUAAAUCCUGAGCUUCACCUUCCAGAACCAAAUAAAUUCAUAGCCACAAACUUUGACCUGAAGUCUCCAGACGUGCCAGACAGCGACUAUCCAGUCUGCAUCUUGGAUUGUGAGCAGAGCAAGCUGUGGUACAAGCGAGACACCAAGUUUAACUCACCCCGAGGUUACCUGAUCUUCCACCUGAUUACUCCCCUCGUCUACGCCUCCCCGGGGAAUCUUGUUCUCUUUGAUUUCCUGGCCUCCAUCUUGGAACACAACCUGUCAGAGAUUGGCUACGAGGCUGACGCCGCCCAGCUGGAGUACAGCUUCAAGACCGAAGAGACGGGACUGGUUAUGAAGAUGUACGGCUUCAAUCACAAGCUGCCGCUCUUGUUUGACACCAUACUGGACUACAUAGCCAACUUCUCAGUAACACAGGAACUGUUUGAUGCUGUCAAGGAAUCCAUGAUCAAAUCCUACUACAAUCACGUCAUCAAGCCAGGAAAACUCAACAACGAUGUGAGGUUAUCCAUCCUGCAGCAAGUCAAGUGGACGCCGGUGGACAAGCGCUCAGUGGUCAACGCAGUGGCUAGAGAGCAAGUCUUAGAGUUUGCCGUCCGGUUCAAGGAGUUGCUGUUUAUUGAAGGACUGGUGCAGGGAAACUUCACUGCCAAGGAAGCUCUUGGCUUCACGGAGUCCCUCAGCACCAAACUGGGCUGCACCCCCCUGCCCAAAGUGCAGAUGCCCAAGACCAGGGUCGUCCGGCUGCCCUCGGGGGGUCAGGUGUGCAAGGUCAAAGGAUACAAUGAGAAGGAUGCCAACUCGGUGGUGACCAACUACUACCAAGCUGGUCCUGGGACGAUCAGACGACUCAGUGUCAUCGAUGUACUUAUCACGAUGAUGGAGGAACCCUGUUUUGAUAUUUUGAGAACUCAGGAACAACUAGGGUACAGUGUGUAUCCAACCUGUCGCAACAGUUUCGGCAUCCUUGGGUUCUCUGUAACCGUGGCAACUCAAGCUACUAAAUUCAGUGUGUCUCAUGUCGAAGAACGCAUCGACUCGUUCCUUCAGAGUUUCCUCGGCAAGAUGCGGACCUCGUCCUCCAUGGAGAAAGACUUCAAGACCCAGGUGGAGUCCCUGAUCACUCUCAAGCAGUGCGUGGAUAACCACCUGGGGGAGGAGGUGGACCAAAACUGGUGGGAGGUCCUGAAUCACACCUACAUCUUUGAUCGGCUGAAACGAGAGGUUGAAGCUCUAAGAAGUGUCUCCCUACAAGAGGUCCAAGACUUUCUUUGCAAUCACAUCCAGGGAGGUGUCCACUUCCAGAAACUCAGUUCACAGGUUGUUGGGGUCGGGAAACUAGAGAGGCACAAUCAGAGCGUCACGGCAACGGAAACCAUGACAACAGUGGACGGAAUCACCAAUGAAACUGAGACGAACACAAGAACAAGUUUGGUGUUUUUGCCGCUCGACGAAACAGACAGCAAGAAAGUGGUUGACGCGAUAGAUUCUUUCAAAGCCAGUUUGACUGUAUACCCGGUCACCAAAAUAGACCACUGAUGAACGGUUUACCUUGUCCAAAUAAUUGGGACUUGUAAUAUAAGUGAUUAUAACACCUCACCCUCAGAUUCUGUGUCUUGAUUGGCCGAGAGAAAGUCACAUGGUACUUUCUAUUUUUGCUAUCUUUCAGUGCACGUCCAAAA